AUAAAUAUCAAGAAAGUCUUGCACAUUCUCGAAUCACAGCACACUCUUUCUACUACUCAACAUUAUCAUACAUACAUCAUCUCAUACAUCACCAUGACCCAACGAGCCAACCCCAAGACUGGCUGCCUCACGGCGGUUGUCCGCCGUCUUUUAUGUUCCGGCAGCCAACAAACCCACCCUUCCGACAACAUUCUCGACUCUGACGAAACACUCCAGUUACUAAGCACUUACGAAGAAAUCGAAGAGCCAAAGAAAGAGACAAAAACCGAAACCCAAACCCAAGAAGACGACGUCUCUCCUCCUCCUCCUCCCAAUGUUGUAGCCAAACUCAUGGGUCUAGAUGACCCCGCACCGGGAUCAAACCGGUUUAGAUACUUUGACGAUUCCGGUUCAGCUGUCGCACGCAGCAAAUCGGUUAACUUCAUGGACUAUAUCCUUAGAGUUAAAGAGGAGGAAGAAGAAGAUGAGAAAGAUGGUCAUCUCACGUGCCGGAGAGUAAGAGCGUCGGUUUCCUUCCGGGAGAUAGUCCCAACCUCGGCGAGAUCAAGCUCGAACCAACAACAGAAGAAGCACGACUUCUUGCUGAUGUAUCUCGACAAGCUGGACGAGAAGAGGGAACUUGUCGGAUCAUCGUCUUCGUCAAGGUCUAAGAGGUUCGAGAAGGUAUUAGAAGAUUCCAAGAAGCCGCCAUUGCCACCUCCGGAGAAGAAGAAGGAGAACGAGAAAGUGGCCAAGAAGUUUAAAGACGAGCGGAGGAAAGUAGCAAAGAAGAAGAAGAAGAGUGAGAACGGAAGUGAUCAUGUUAACGGAGCUAAGAAAGUUCGAUGGUUUCUCUCUCCGUCCAAGAGUAAGUCCACCGAGAAGAUGGCGCUUCUAGGAGGAGGAGGAGGUGAAUGUAAGAACAUCCCGGCGGAUGAGUUUAGCGGAAAAGAGACAGAGUCUCCGGAAAAUAAAUCAAAUGCGAGUCCGGUUUCGGUUCUUGAUCGAGAUCUUUAUGAUUAUCUAAUCCUUGAUGAUGACUACUACUUCUCAGGAGAUUCAGAAAGUGCAUCGGAGUUGUCAACAAAGCAAGUAGAGACAACAGCAGCAAAAUCUUCAUGCUCUUCAUCACCAGCAAGAACAAGGACAAAUUCCAAGAAAGAAAACAACAAUAACACCAACAGUGAUUCUGAAGAGACAGAGUUUAUCACAAAGCUAAUGAAUAUGCUCUCAGAUCUGUCUGAGGAAGACAUGAAGUCUUCAACUUGGGUUUCUACUUCGUCAACUAAACCCGUUGACUACACUCAAGUCGAAGAUUUUUGUGUUGAAUUUGGUCAGGAGAUUCUUGACCUUGUUAUGGACCAGUUAGUUGAUGAACUGUUGUAUCUAGUUUGAUUUUUACUUCCCAAUCAUCAAAUUAUGUCGUUCUAUCA
Molecule: messenger RNA, 1412 nt
Organism: Brassica napus (rape)
Lineage: Eukaryota; Viridiplantae; Streptophyta; Magnoliopsida; Brassicales; Brassicaceae
Exons: 2
Coding region: 94-1374 (426 amino acids)
Source: RefSeq, a predicted model, not a curated record